Messenger RNA from Sorex araneus (European shrew), 5378 nucleotides. RefSeq names its product zinc finger protein 217 (gene ZNF217). Gene Ontology annotation, molecular function: RNA polymerase II cis-regulatory region sequence-specific DNA binding; DNA-binding transcription factor activity, RNA polymerase II-specific. The transcript is spliced from 6 exons. Gene Ontology annotation, biological process: regulation of DNA-templated transcription. The record is from RefSeq and is a predicted model, not a curated record. Gene Ontology annotation, cellular component: nucleus. NCBI's taxonomy places the organism in Eukaryota, Metazoa, Chordata, Mammalia, Eulipotyphla, Soricidae. Bases 449 to 3418 code for a protein of 989 amino acids.
CAGCUGCUCCCUGAGCACUUUCUGACCCAACAGUCCCCCGGCGCCGGACGCGCCGCGCCCCGGCGGCCCUAGGGACCCCCCCGCGCCUGCACCGUCCCCGCGCGGACGAGUAGGGGGCGCCCGCGCCUCUGCCCCCCGUGCGCACCCCCGCCCCGCUCACCUUAGCCCCGCGCCCGAGGGCGUGGACACCCCUUGACUGCAGGUCGCUGGAGCUGACGUGCUGCUGGGCCCAGGCCUCCAUGGCGACCGGGAGAACUAAGGCUGUGCCGCCUCGCCCUUGAGUCCCAGCGCCCGGCGGAGGCAGGCCGGGGGGUGUCUCCUUCGGCCUCUCGGGAGACCCCCGCGGAGGUCUGUCCUGCGGAGCUCCGUGGACGCGGCUCCCUGGGGCCCCACCCGACCCGCCCCACCCCGACCGUCGCUCCUGCCUCCUGAGCCCCGAGCCCCCACCAUGCCCACCCAGUCCCUGCUGGUGUACCUGGACGGGCCCGAGGUGCUGGGCGCCGAGACGGAGGACGCCGUGUCCAUCAAGGGGCCGCCGCUGGCGCCCUUCCGCGCGGGGCCGGAGCGGCCCGAGGCGCAGCUGCCCCUGGACUGCAUGUUCUGCAGCCAGAGCUUCGCGCACGCUGAUGGGCUCAACCAGCACGUGCUGCUGCAGCACCGGCCCACGGUGUGCGAGCCCGCCGUGCUGCGCGUCGAGGCCCAGUACCUCAGUCCCCUGGACCGGCGGCCCGCGCGGCCCGGCGCCCCCGAGCCCGAGGGGCCCAGCUGCGAGGUGUGCGGCCAGGCCUUCUGCGCGGCGCUGGACGUGGAGACGCACAUGAAGCAGCACAAGGACUCCUUCACCUACGGCUGCCACGUGUGCGGCCGGCGCUUCAAGGAGCCCUGGUUCCUCAAGAACCACAUGCGCACGCACACGGGCAAGGCGGGCGCCCGCGGGCGGCUGCAGGCGGGCCUGGACAGCCCGGCCACCAUCAACGAGGUGGUCCAGGAGCCCGCGGCUGCCGCCGCUGCCCCCGCCACGUCCCCCUACAAGAUCUGCAUGGUCUGCGGCUUCCUCUUCCCCGGCAAGGAGAGCCUCAUGGAGCACCGCAAGAUGCACACCAAAGAGGGGCCCGCGGCCCCCGCCUCUGGCCCCGGCCCCGCCUCCGCCUCUGGCCCCGCCUCCAGCCCUGCCUCCCCCCACCGGCCCCAGGACCCGCCCGCCCCCGAGUUCCUGCAGUUCCUCAGCCUGCGGCCGCAGCCGGCCCCCGAGCCCGGCCGGCCGCCCGCCCGCUGGAUCCCGCAGCUGGACCCCUUCACCACCUACCAGGCCUGGCAGCUGGCCACCAAGGGCAAGGUGGCCGUGUGCCGGGAGGUGAAGGAGCAGCCCGGCCAGGAGGGCAGCACGGACAACGACGACUCGUGCUCGGAGAAGGAGGAGCUGGGGGAGAUCUGGGCCGCCGGCCGGGGCCCCGACGCCAAGGCCAAGGGCGGGCGCGGCACCGCUGCCAACGCCGCCAACGCCGGCCCCGGGCUGGCCGAGAAGGAGAAGGGCCGCGGCGAGGGCCCCGAGCCCGACGCCAGGCUGCCGGGCGGCAAGGAGAAGCCCACGCACUGCGCCGAGUGCGGCAAGGCCUUCCGCACCUACCACCAGCUGGUGCUGCACUCGCGCGUGCACAAGAAGGAGCGGCGGCCCGACGCCGACUCCCCCACCCCGGCCGCCGACGGCCGGCAGCGCCGCACCGGCUCGCCCGAGCUGCCCGCCGCGCUGGACGAGGCCGGUCUGGACCGGGAGGGCGGCUCCGAGGACGGCUCCGAGGACGGGCUUCCUGAGGGGCUCCACCUGGAUAAAAAUGAUGAUGGAGGGAAAAUAAAGCAUCUUACAUCCUCCAGAGAAUGUAGUUAUUGUGGAAAGUUUUUCCGUUCAAAUUAUUACCUCAAUAUUCAUCUCAGAACACACACAGGGGAGAAGCCGUACAAAUGUGAAUUCUGCGACUACGCCGCGGCCCAGAAGACGUCCCUGCGCUACCACCUGGAGCGUCACCACAAGGACAAGCACGUGGACCCCGCGGCCGAGGCCCGGGCCGAGCCGAAGCCCCCCGAGGCCGAGGCCGCGGCUGUGCUGGCCUCCGAUGACGGCAGCAGUGCCGGCGCCCACCCCAAGACCCUGAAACGCUUCUGUGACGGUGCCAAAGACGGGAAGGGCGGCCCGCCUGCCAAGCAGCCCCGGGGGGCCGGGGCGGCCGCCUCCGCCUUCCAGAACGUUCUGGGCGGCGCUGCCCAACAAGAUUCUCAGGAUCCCCCGAGCCACGCCGCCCUGGAAGAGGCUCCGGAGAAGGGGCGGCCCCCCGCGGACCCCCAGCUCCCCCGCCUGGCCUGCAGGAGCGAGCCCACGGGCAGCGGCAGCGGGGGUCCGCGGCGGGGGGCCGACGGCCAGGAGCGGCCGCUGAACCUGUCGCUGGGCGCCCUGCACAGCCUCCCGGCGCUGUCCCCGAGCCGCAGCCUCGUCCCCUCCAUCACCUGCCCCUUCUGCACCUUCAAGACCUUCUACCCCGAGGUCCUGAUGAUGCACCAGCGGCUGGAGCACAAGUACAACCCCGACGUGCACCGGCACUGCCGCGGCAAGGCGCAGCUCCGCAGCCGGCGCACGGGCUGCCCGCCCGCCCUGCUGGGCCGCGACGUGCCGCCCCUGCCCCUGCCGCGGCCCCGGCCCAAGCCCGCCCCGGCCGCCGCGCCGCCCAAGGCCCGGCCCCCAGGCGCCCCGGGGCCCGGCAAGGCGCCGCCCCCCGCCGCGGGGGCCGACCCCAGCACUUUAGCACCCAGUAACCUGAAGGCCCCGCGGCCCCCGCCCGGCCGCCAGCCGCCCACCGACGCCUUCGCCAAGGCCGGCGCCCCCGCGGCCGCCGAGAAGGCCCGACGGCCCGACGCCAAGCCCCGGGCGCCCGGCCCCGCCCCGCCGCCCCUCGCCAACGGCUUCCCCGAGUACGCGGCCAGCAGAGACUACUACGGCGCCCGCGCCGCGGACUUGGGCGAGUCCCUGCCCAAGCGGGUCAAGGCCGGCGCGGGGCCCCCCGAGGGGGACCCCGGCUACCGCCGCGGCUUCGGCCCCCUCCCCAAGUACCAUGUGGUGCGCGGCGUGCCCGCGCUGCUGCCCCCGGAGUGCGUGUGCCCGCCCGCGGCCGUGCUGCCCGCCAAGGCCCGGUUCCUGGGCCCCGCGGAGGCCGAGCCCUCGGGGCUGCUGGGCGGCCAGAAGCCCUACCGGGGCCCCGCGCCACCCUACCCCUGCGGGCCUGCCGGGGGCGCUGCUGCGGCCGGGCCCCGGCUCGAAGGGAAGCGGCCGGUGUCCUACCAGCACCUGUCGGGCAGCGUCCUGCAGAAGCGGGGCUAUGAGAGCUUCCUGGGGAGCCCGCAUUUCCGGCCCAACGACAAGAAGACUUGAUUUCUGCUGCGGGGUGACCGAGGUGUCGCGGCCGGAAGCGUGCGCUCCUGCAGUCCCAGCCCGGCCCCCGCGGGAGCAGCGGCGAAGCUACUGACACAAGCUGUGAGCGGCCGGGCAGCGCGGAGAAGGCGGGAACACUACAGUCCUGAGUGCUGCGGGCCCCGGGGUGCCAAGGGCAAUAAAGACGCAAGUCGGACGGUCGGUUUGUGCCAGACGGAGACCCGAAAUCUCUAUUUUGUCCCUGAAUAAUACUUUGUGUUUUUUUUUUUUUUUUAAAAAGAAGAGACCAAAUAAGUUCUUGAGCAUACUUGAGCGCUGCUGAACUCUCGGGGGCGGGGCGGGGGGGGAGGGGAGAAAGUCUAUAACGCACCUCAGGUAAAAAACUGUAAAUAACCUUAAGCCGUCAGCCCGCCCCUGGACUCUGUGUCCUCUCUGUUCUCUUAACCCGCUCGGCCCUGGGCGGUUUCCGUGGUGCCCUUUCAUUUAAAAAUGUAUGUUUUUAAGGGGGAAAGAAAAUGACUUGUAUGAUGUCAAAUCCUCGUCAGUCUGUUGUCUGCACAGGGUCCUUGCGUGCGCCGUGGCCCCCCCCGUCCACCCAGGGAAGGAAGGGGGGUCCCGAGCGAUGGAGGCCGGCCCUUCCGUCCUGCCCGGGGCGGCCUUGGUGGCAUCUGUCUGUCACGCAUGUGUCCCGCGUCCCUGCGGGCCUCAGGAGUCCUUCCAUUUGCUUUUCUACCCAAGUAAUCAUUUUAUUUUAUUUUAUUUUAUUUUAUUUUAUUUUUUUCUUCCUCCUCCUCCUCUGGGAAUUUGUCAGUGUUGGGGGCUGCCCCGAGCCACUGCACAUGUGGAACCAAACACGUGCCUGACAGCCCGGAAAGGGUCUGCCCCGCGCCAGGCCCCCAGGCCGCCCCCCUGGCCGAGGUCGGGGCCCGGCCUCUGUGGAUGCCGUCCCAGGUUCGAGGCUGGUCUCGAAGCUGGCUGGGACAUUGGCGGCGAGGGUGAGUGGCCUUGUCUCCAGCUGCCGCCCCGGUGGUUGGUGGCCGAGUCCUGGCCUUUGAGAGUGUCCCCUGCACCUGGCUGGCGCCGCCCAGCGCUUUGUUAGGAAAACCGUUUCCGGGAGAAGAUUUGCACUGCGUGCUGCUCUGGCCUCGCGGGCGCCCGGCCGGGGUCCCAACUCCUCCCCCCCCCGCCCCCAUGGGACGCAGCCCGAAGGUACUUGAGCCGAGUCUGGGUGUCAGCCCGGGUCCGAGAGGUGUCUGCCAGCAGCGCAGCCAAGUGCUUUGUAUCAGGAAACUUCACACUAUCGACCUGCUUUCCUGUUCACAAGCUGAGCCAUAUGUACAUAAUCUAGAGUUUUUUUGUUUUCAUAGUUUUUGCACUUUUAUAGCCUAUUUUUUGAAGAUUAACACAUGUGCAGGAUGAUUGACCUGAUCUUUUGCUGAAUCUGAUGAGUGUUACGGAGUUGGCUGUGACUCUUGUAUAUCUUAAACGGGGAUACGUGAUGAUAAGAGGGCUGAAAUUUAAACCUGUAUUUAAAGAAAAAAAAAAUCACCAAAUCUAUUUGAAAACAAGCCAGUUUUGUGUUACGCUGAAGUUGGGGCUGGGGGCUUGCAGAUUAUUUUCCCUUCUGACCACAUUUCUGAAUCCAGAAAAGUCUCUUUUAAAAAAAACUUUUGUCUUUCUUUCAACAGCCCUCGUACUCCCACAACAAUAUUUUUUUGUCCAUCAGUAUUAACUAUUGGGAUACUACUGGUUUUUAUGUUUUCUUUCCUGAGACAACAGUACAACAGAGGUACAAUCCGUUGGAAUUUUUUUUUUUGUUUAUUUAUUUCAUUCCAGUUUGAUUUAUUUUAAUUGUCGAUACUUAAGUUGUCAAACAGUAGACAUUACUUGUUUUUAUUUAUGAUAUAUUUCAGCUUAAAGUUAUGUUAUUUUACAUGGAUGUAAAUAUAGAUUUGGUGUU